AUGCCGCGCCGAUACCUCCUACCGAUCGAUGGUAGCGACAGUUGCAAACAUGCCGCCCGUUACUACCUAGAGAAUAUGAAGCAGGAUGAUGAUGUCCUUUUGUUCGUCCACGUCAUCGAACCCUCAUAUUCUUCGCCCGCAGUCAGUUUAACAAAAGACAAUUCAAAUGCAAUGGUGGGGGCCAUGACAAAGUCCAUGCAGGAGAACGUGGAGGCCGGGAAACUCCUUGGCCAACGCUAUAUGUCCUGGGCUAAGGAACAUGACUUACAGUCUAAUGCCUUUGUACACGUUGACCCCAAGCCUGGAGUCGCUAUUCUGAAGGCUGCAGCUGACAGGCAAGCUGAUCAUAUAAUCGUCGGUAGUCGCGGUCUCAACGCUAUUGGACGAUCUCUCCUCGGCAGCGUUAGCAACUACCUCGUACACCACUCCCCGAUUCCGGUCACCGUCGUACCCUGUGCGCCCGAGCAGAAGGCGGAAGUCAAGGGAGUACGGCGAUUCAGUCUAUACUAA
Messenger RNA from Spirometra erinaceieuropaei, 510 nucleotides. The record is from the annotation of a GenBank genome assembly. Lineage: Eukaryota; Metazoa; Platyhelminthes; Cestoda; Diphyllobothriidea; Diphyllobothriidae.